This is a messenger RNA of Pieris rapae (cabbage white), 1796 nucleotides long. Its product is annotated as folylpolyglutamate synthase, mitochondrial-like. The coding region runs from base 255 to 1727 and encodes 490 amino acids. NCBI's taxonomy places the organism in Eukaryota, Metazoa, Arthropoda, Insecta, Lepidoptera, Pieridae. The record is from RefSeq and is a predicted model, not a curated record. Gene Ontology annotation, cellular component: cytoplasm; cytosol; mitochondrion. Gene Ontology annotation, biological process: tetrahydrofolylpolyglutamate biosynthetic process. Gene Ontology annotation, molecular function: ATP binding; tetrahydrofolylpolyglutamate synthase activity. The transcript has 9 exons.
CUAUUUUUUGUUUUGAUAUUUUUCUAGGUUAUGUUGUCAGCUGAUGUGCAAUGUUAUUAAAGGGUCAAAUCAAAUGUCAUUGCUCGUAUUGUUUCUAAGAUAAUACGCCAGCUUACAUAACUCAAUCAUUAGCCCGGCAAUUAGUUAGUUAAAACUUUGAAUAUCUUAAAAAGUUAAAUACGAAUAGGUUGAGUGUAGACGCAAUUUAUUUCUAUCAAUUUAGAUUACGAUUUAAAUUUUGAUUUAGUGUGUCGAUGAUUAGCUUCGGCCUUCGUCGUGGUUUAAUUUUCAGAAUAGUUUGCAGAAUGUUUUCGAACAAAUACGAGGAGGCUGUUCAUAAGCUGAACUCAUUACAAUCCAAUAAAGCAACUAUUGCACAAAUUCGCAAGGAUAUAAAAACUGGCCAAAAAUGUACAAACUUGGAAGACAUGGAAAACUAUCUUAUGAGAACUGGAAUUUCAUUGAACACACUUGAUAAAUUAUCUGUGAUACAUGUGGCUGGCACUAAAGGAAAGGGUUCAACAAGUGCAAUGUGUGAAUCAAUAUUACGCGCACACGGUUUUCGUACCGGUUUCUACUCAUCACCACAUCUAGUAGCGGUACGAGAACGAAUCAGAUUGUUUGGAUUACCACUUUCUGAAGAGGCAUUUGCAAGGCAUUUUCAUAAAGUGUAUGAUUCUCUGUAUAAAACACAGGCGUAUGAUGGUGACAUGCCAAAAUAUUUCGCGUUCCUGACAGUAAUGGCGUUCAAUGUGUUUCUUGAAGAGGAAGUAGAUGUCGCAGUUGUGGAGGUUGGAAUAGGCGGGAUCAUAGACUAUACUAAUAUUAUAAGAAAAGUUCCAGUUAUUGGCAUAACAGCACUGGGGCUAGAUCACACUUCCAUACUGGGUAAUACACUACCAGAAAUAGCAUUGGCUAAAGCCGGCAUUAUGAAACCGGGAUGUGUAGCUUACACGGUACAUCAAGAUACUGAGGCAAUGGAUGUACUAAGGCGAAAAGCUGUUGAAUUUCAAUGUCCUCUUACCAUAGUUCCCAAUUAUAGUACAUAUUCAUUUCAAAAUGGUCUUCGUCUAUCCAUAGAAUUAGAAGCUUAUAGAAUGAAUGCAUCAUUAUCUAUUCAACUAGCUCAUGCAUGGAUGAGAAUGAAAAACAAAGUUAAAUAUAAUAUAGAUAACAUAAAUCAAAAUACAGAUUUAUUAAUCAGUAGCUUGUCAAAGGAAACUGUGAUUGGCUUGCGGGAUUGCAAGUGGCCUGGGAGGUAUCAGGUUAUUGAAACAGAAUAUGGUUGUGUAUAUCUUGAUGGGGCUCAUACAAAAGAAUCCAUGGAAAUAUGUGCUAAAUGGUUCGCGGAAAACUGCAGAUUUCAUCAUAAGGAUUUGAUAUUCAGCGCAACAGGAGACCGAAAUGCUGAAGUUCUAUUGAAACCGCUUAGUCAUAUGCAUUUUGAUACUGUCUAUUUUGUAAUUCCAAUAGCGCAUAAAGAAAUUAGCAACAAAAGCGACAAUUAUACAAUUAUGGAACACAAUGAACUGAUUUCCCGAUGUAAUAUUUACGCAAAUAUUUGGAAAAAUAUUAAUAAGCAAUCCAGAAAAAUUGUGGUGUUAGAAUGUGUUUCAGAUGUGCUACGAUGUAUAAAUAAUAAAGAAAAAAGGUCAAUACUAAUAACUGGAUCAUUGCAUCUUGUUGGUGCGGCUUUAUCAGUAAUAGAUCCUAAUUUGACUAAAUAGUUAGGUCUAAGCAUGGUAAGCUAAAAUUAAGGAAAUUUGUUAAUUUUUUUAUUAAACUUAAAUUACCUG